Molecule: messenger RNA, 1822 nt
Organism: Durio zibethinus
Lineage: Eukaryota; Viridiplantae; Streptophyta; Magnoliopsida; Malvales; Malvaceae
Product: heat stress transcription factor A-2-like
Biological process (GO): cellular response to heat; regulation of transcription by RNA polymerase II
Cellular component (GO): nucleus
Molecular function (GO): RNA polymerase II cis-regulatory region sequence-specific DNA binding; DNA-binding transcription factor activity
Source: RefSeq, a predicted model, not a curated record
UCAUUUGGACACGAUAUAUUUUCUGCUCAGAAGAAUGUCAAUUUCAUCUCCAUAUUUCUAUCCCUAUGUCUUUCUUCAUUCCUGCCGUACCCAUUUUUUAAACCUCUAACAAAAAAAAAAAAAAACAAAGAAAAUGAUGGUGCCUGACAAUGGUGGAGGUGGAGAAGGCUUUGGUUUGAGCUACACGAUGGCGUUUCUGAAAGAAUCGAAGAUAAUGGAAGGUGAACCAGAAAAUGGGAAUAAGAAAGAGUUAAAUAUUGUAGUAAAGGAAGAGCCAGUGGCGGCUGCUGCAGCAACAGAAAUUAGAAGGGCCACUACUUGCGGCGGAGAAGAUGAUCAGGAGGCUUUGUUAAAAGCAGUUAAAGAGGAAGACGAUGAGGAAAUGGGAGUCGUUGAUGAUAUGAUGAACUGCGGAGAUUGCAACAACAUCAGUAACAAUGGGUCGUUCUCUUCGAGUUCGUGGGAUGUUUUGCCAAAGCCAAUAGAAGGGUUACAUGAGUCGGGUCCUCCGCCGUUUUUGAGAAAAACGUUUGAGAUGGUGGAGGAUCCAGAAACCGACCCGAUUGUUUCCUGGAGUGUUAACCGCAAUAGCUUCAUCGUUUGGGAUUCUCACAAGUUCUCUGAAAAUCUCCUGCCCAAAUAUUUCAAGCACAAGAACUUUUCCAGCUUUAUUCGCCAACUCAACACUUAUGGGUUUAGGAAGAUUGAUUCAGAUAGAUGGGAGUUUGCAAAUGAAGGGUUUCAAGGAGGAAAGAAGAAUUUGCUGAAAAACAUUAAGAGGAGAAGUAGAUAUAAUAAGCAGCAACAAGGAAGAGUUAUUUCUGCUAAUAAUUCAACUAGUAAUAUAGGAUUGGAAGAUGAGCUUGAGAUUUUGAAGAAAGAUAAGAGUGCGUUGCAAUUGGAAGUUUUGAAACUGGGACAACAACAGGAAGAGUCAAAUCAUCAGCUGAGUGUUGUUGAAGAGCGGAUUCGGUAUGUUGAGUGUAGGCAACAACGAAUGUGCAAUUUCUUUGCUAAAAUAGCUAAAUAUCCCAAUUUUAUUCAGCACUUAAUUCAGAAGAGGAAGCAGCAGAAGAAAGAGCUUGAUGAGGGGGAAUUUAGCAAGAAAAGGAAAUUGCUUAAGACACAAGUAACAAAGAGCUUGCCUGAGGCUAUGGGAACUGUCCAAAGAAACCAAGUUGAUCAGGAGGGAAUGGAAUCAAUGCAAUCUGAUGAGUUCUCAAAGUUUGUGCCUGAUUGUAAGGCGAAAGAGUUUCCGGUUUCUAUGGAGGAUGGUUUUUGCUGUUCCCUUCAGGAUCAAAAGAGCAGUGCACCAGAAAUGCGUUCUGUUUAUCAUCUAAUGUCUGAAAAUCUACUAGGUGAAAGCUCAGGUAUAGAAAAUGUAGCCAAUGAAGAGCUAUCGGUGAAUGAUUCCAAGAUUUAUCUUGAGUUGGAGGAUUUGAUCAAUUGGAAGCCAUGUAGCUGGAGUGGAUUUGCAAGUGAGCUGGUAGAGCAAACUGGCUGUGUCUGAUCCAUACCUUUAGUCCUCACACUAAACAAAAGAAGUGAAUGGUAGCAAAGUGUCUUGAGAGCUAAAAAUGAAUUUACUCUUCCUUGAUUAUUUGUUGAAGGCUUGAAGCUGAUGGCAACAAAUGUUGAUACCAGUGACAUUUUCCCUGUCACAAAUGUUCAUAGCUUUUUCUUUUCUUUAAUUUCUCUUCGUUUGUCCUUUAGGUUGUAAAAACUUCUAUCCUAUACACUGGUCCUUUUAAUAUCUAUACUGUUUUUAUUAUCAUUCUGCUGCUUCACAUCAGGUCGAAAUCAUAGUGUUACAUAUUCGAUG